GCAGCAUACAGUCGCGCUCAGUCUUGCCAGUCGUUCGCACAAAGCUAAUAUUAUUGGAGCUAAGACCACACGAUCUAAGAGAGAAAUGGAAAAUAUUUUCAAACCUUGGACAGUUUGCAUUCUAUUGGUAUCUCUGUAUCCAGUAUAUCUGGAUGCGUGUGAUCCCGAGACAGAAUAUGAGAAGAAUGGGGAGUGCUGUAAAAUGUGUGGACCGGGGACCCGAAUGAGCUCUGAUGCAAACUGCAAUGAUCCAGUGUGCAGUCCCUGUGAGAAGAACGAGUAUCAGGAAGGCUACACCAAGGCGAUGAAAUGCAAACUGCAGCCCAACUGUGACCAAAAUUUGAAUUUUGAGCAGGAGCCAUUGGAUCGCACCAUCAAAAGACCCUGUAGGUGCAAGAAGGGGUUCCACUGUGCCGGGAAUGGGUGCCACAAAUGCAUUAAGAACACAGAGUGUGGAAAAGGACAUGGAGUCCUUAAAAUGGGUACUCAGGAAAAUGACACUAUCUGUGAAGUGUGCCCCCCUGGAACUUUCUCCAAUGAUAGCUCUGCAGUUGACAGAUGCGGUCCAUGGACAAAGUGUGGACCGGGAUUCGUGGAAACAAAGAGCGGGACGUCCACAUCAGACGUGGUGUGUGCGGAACAAGCCAAUGGCAGUUUGAUCGUCAUUGUGGUCGUAGCGAUUGCAGCUGCAGUUGCAGUUGCUGUGGGGCUUUUGUAUUGUUUAAGGAAAGAAAGCUGCCAUUCUGUCAUCUGUAAGCUCAACGGUCAAAUCAAAAAGUGCAAUGAAAACAUCAACGAGGGCAAAGCGGACCAGCCGUUAGUCCACCCACAGGACGUUGAGGCUCAGGAGAAACAGCCAGAGGAGGACGAGGAGCGCGUGGAGGACGAGGAGCGCGUGGAGGACGAGGAGCGCGUGGAGGCCCAAGAGGGCACGGCGGUCCAGGAGGCAGGCGUGACGGAGAAUGCCAACCCAGUGAGGCAGGAGGUGGGCAAAACGGACCACGCUCCGCAGCCUGAAACCCAAGGAGCCUUAGAGAAGUGCUAUACAGAGCACCCGUGUUGACACCGCUAGUACUGACCCUCUGUCAGCAUGCAGGACACAGCUGCAGGAAGACAGGGAAAUCCUGUAGGACAUUGAAUGGGACUGGGUUUGGUUCUUUUCUCUGGCCUGUGGUAUUGGACAUCUGGCUGUAUUGGGCUGAAAACAGAAAAGAUGACCAAAAAAUAAAGCAAAUUAAGAAACUGAGUGGUCCUUAAGGCUGGGAAAAAGAGCCAGAUUGUCUGGACUGGAUGGUCAGACCCUCCUUACCCCUCACCCCCAGCAUUACUAAUAAGAGGGUCACUGAGAAUUCAACUGUACCAUAAGCAAGCAACUGAUGCCCUUAAAUGGAUGUUGUCUGGGCCUUUCAGACUCUUUAAUGCACGUAGUUUACAAGACUUAAAUCUGUGUAAUUGAGUCUGCUCUUAAAAUUCUCUGCAAACAGUUGCAUCAUGAUCAGCAGCUACACACCUCCAUCUUUGUGACUUGCUCUUUUCAUGCUUAACUGUUUAUGGGUUCAUUUUUUAAACCUCCAUGCGGAGAAAGCGGCAUUUCCUAUCACAUACUGAUUAGAGAACUCUCAUAAAUAUGAAACACUCUUGAAUUUGCGGGCUGUAUGCAGGUGCAUACAUAUAUGCAGGCAUCUCCAUACGUGAUUUCACAAACAGUCUCAUCACAUCUGGUUCAGAUCUGUCAAUAUGUAUACUUCCCAAAGCUUUCUGUGCAUCCCUGACAUCAGGAGCUCUGCUUCUACUCACAGCAGUUACCCAUCUCUUUCUGCAGAGAAUGCUUUUCAUUCUUUAGUGUUACUGAAAGAAAACAUUCACGACACACAUGUUGCUAGCAGACUGACACUUUACUGACAUUUAUCU
Messenger RNA from Megalops cyprinoides (Indo-Pacific tarpon), 1911 nucleotides. RefSeq names its product CD40 molecule, TNF receptor superfamily member 5 (gene cd40). Gene Ontology annotation, cellular component: CD40 receptor complex; external side of plasma membrane. Gene Ontology annotation, molecular function: CD154 receptor binding; antigen binding. The transcript is spliced from 9 exons. Bases 86 to 1063 code for a protein of 325 amino acids. Gene Ontology annotation, biological process: positive regulation of isotype switching to IgG isotypes; defense response to protozoan; response to type II interferon. Lineage: Eukaryota; Metazoa; Chordata; Actinopteri; Elopiformes; Megalopidae. The record is from RefSeq and is a predicted model, not a curated record.